AACCGAGCGGGUCGAUCGUAGCAGUUGCCGCAGGCCAGGGGGCAAAGCUAGCCAAGAAACCGCCGGAGCCAUGGCCGCCGCCGUGUCAGCGCGCCUCCGUCACUCCACGCGAACCCACGACGACUACGAGGUGCGCGUCGCCGGACGCGGCACCGUCACGGUGACCCCCGCCGUGGCGCGCUGCUGGGUCUACACCACGCUCUGGCGGGGCCGCCGCCGCCUCCACUCCGGCAUGGGACUCACCGUCGGCUUGGGCGUGCAGUGGACUCCUCCUUUCCUCGACUCCUCCUCCUCCGACGACGAAUCAGAGCCCGACGGCGGCGAAUCAGAGCCCGACUCCUCCGACAAUGACGGAGGAUCAGAGUCCGAGCUGCGGCCGGGCACGCUGCAGCUCUGCAGCGGGCACCGCUGCCUGGUGUUCCAGAUCGCGCAGGCGGCCGACAACGCCGACGGUGCCGCGAUCCCCGCCAUCCUCUCGCGCUUCCUGGACGACCCGCGCGUGGCCUUCGUCGGGUACAACGUGAGGUCCGACUGCCGCAAGCUGAGCGCCCACCACGGGCUGGAGGACAGGUGCGCCAGGGAGCUGCGCGAAGUGACCGGCAUGGGGAACGCCUCCAUGGCCGGCAUGGCGGAGCGGCUCCUCGGCUGGGGCGGGGUGAAGAAGGACAAGCGGGUCGGCGUCAGCAGGUGGCACGCCCGCGACCUCUCCGAGGAGCAGGUCUUCUACGCCUGCCACGACGCCUGCCUCUCCUACUGCCUCGGCGCUCGCGUCGGCGUCAUGCCGGACUCGGACCCCGCCUCUUAUUAGAAGUAGUUAUUUUGUGUUAUUUUGUGGAUUGUGGGCACUGGGCAAUGUAAGGUCCGCCAGGCUGCUAUUCUAAUCUCAACGUCGAUGAUCACUGUCUAUUUACUCAUUCCAUUUCACAAACAAUGC
Brachypodium distachyon (stiff brome) is the source of this 934-nucleotide messenger RNA. RefSeq lists its product as uncharacterized. Gene Ontology annotation, biological process: nucleobase-containing compound metabolic process. The coding region runs from base 71 to 808 and encodes 245 amino acids. The transcript has a single exon. NCBI's taxonomy places the organism in Eukaryota, Viridiplantae, Streptophyta, Magnoliopsida, Poales, Poaceae. Gene Ontology annotation, molecular function: nucleic acid binding; 3'-5' exonuclease activity. Gene Ontology annotation, cellular component: nucleus; cytoplasm. The record is from RefSeq and is a predicted model, not a curated record.